AUGGUGUUUUGUGUUGAAGUCCCAGUUCAUGGGAAGAAGUUUGCCAAGGAGACGAUGCUGCCUUCUGUGCUGGAAGACGAUGACGCAGAAACAGAAACUGAGAAACUGCAGCUGGGGGAGCAAAUAGUGAGCGGAACAGAGGUCGACGUGCGUGGGCCAAAGGACCGUUGCUCAAGCCCUGAUGGGAACAUGCUAGACGGAGGUGAAAGAGAGGUUGAAGAGGAUGAGGAGAAAGAGGAGGAAGAGAAUGAAGAGGAGCUGGGAGGAGAGGAGUAUGUGAUCUCUGAUGAGGACUACGACACAGAUUUGGAGCUCGGAGAUAAGGAGGAGGCAUAUGACCCAACCGGGCAGACGUGCUACAUGGAGGCAUGUGAAACAUUACAGGUGGUACCUGCCUCUUACUUCCUGCAACAUAUGCAAAAUAGCGAGAUGUGCCUGAUGCAUCGUGGUCUAGGACCUCAGGGCACCAAAGCACUGGCGGUUCCCCUGGUAACCAACACUUCAAUACUGAGGCUGAACCUGCGAGAUAAUUGGAUGGAAGGAAUGGGCGGAGCUGCUAUAGCUGAGAUGUUAAAGGAAAAUUGUUACAUUACAGAGGUGGACCUUUCCGACAACAAUCUUGGGGAUUAUGGGGCCAGAGCCAUAGCUGGUAUGCUUAAGGAGAACAUCACACUGGUGUCACUCAAUCUGUCAGGAAACCAUUUCACAGACCGGUCUGCUGAAUACUUUGGCCCAGCACUGAUCACCAACACCAAGCUACAGCACCUCGACCUCAGCCACAACGCUCUAGGAGAGCGUGCAGGGCAAAACCUGGGAGACUCUCUGUCAGAGAACACAGGGUUGCGAUCACUAAGUCUGGCCUGGAACUGCAUCCGAGGGAGAGGAGCUGUGAUGUUGGCUAAUGGACUCGGGGGAAACAUUUUCCUUAGAACAGUGGAUCUGUCAUUUAAUGGUUUUGGUAAAGAAGGAGCCAUUGCUUUAGGAGAGGCUCUGAAAGAGAACUCUGUUUUGGAGGAGUUGAAUGUGAGUAACAACCGAAUACCCCCUGAAGGAGCGAUUCGCCUAGCCAUGGGCCUCAAAGUAAACAAGACAAUCAAAUCCCUGAAUAUUUGCAAGAACCCCAUCCAGAAUGUGGGGUGCUAUGGGAUCCUCAAGUCGAUACAGGGAAACCCAGAUUCGGCUAUGGAGGCAUUAGACUUUUCGGACAUCACAUUGAACCGGGAUUUUGAAGACUUGUAUACGGCAGUGAAAGAAAUAUUCCCUGCGCUUACAGUAAAUCACGGGGACAAAUUUGGCACAUUCAGAAAAGCAAAAGCUUGAAAAUUGUUUUUGUGUAGAUUGUGUAAAAAAAAGGGUAAU
This is a messenger RNA of Micropterus dolomieu (smallmouth bass), 1359 nucleotides long. It is a transcript of the gene lrrc74b, whose product is annotated as leucine rich repeat containing 74B. Bases 1 to 1320 code for a protein of 439 amino acids. Lineage: Eukaryota; Metazoa; Chordata; Actinopteri; Centrarchiformes; Centrarchidae. The transcript has 11 exons. The record is from RefSeq and is a predicted model, not a curated record. Gene Ontology annotation, molecular function: protein binding.